Messenger RNA from Protopterus annectens (West African lungfish), 1941 nucleotides. RefSeq names its product GDP dissociation inhibitor 2 (gene GDI2). The transcript is spliced from 18 exons. Gene Ontology annotation, biological process: protein transport; small GTPase-mediated signal transduction; vesicle-mediated transport. NCBI's taxonomy places the organism in Eukaryota, Metazoa, Chordata, Ceratodontiformes, Protopteridae. The record is from RefSeq and is a predicted model, not a curated record. Gene Ontology annotation, molecular function: Rab GDP-dissociation inhibitor activity. Gene Ontology annotation, cellular component: cytoplasm.
CUCCUACUUCUGGUUCGUUGCGGUUCUGUCCUCGUUUCCUUUGCACCUUUCCUGUACUCCAUUUUUCUGCACCCGGGGAAAUCAUUAGCAACAUAAUUCAUCAGAAUGAAUGAAGAAUACGAUGUCAUUGUCUUGGGGACAGGACUGACGGAAUGUAUCCUGUCUGGUAUCAUGUCAGUGAAUGGAAAACGGGUUCUUCAUAUGGAUCGGAAUUCAUACUAUGGUGGUGAAAGUGCUUCUGUAACUCCCCUUGAAGAUUUGUAUAAAAGAUUCAACCUCCCUGGUAGUCCACCAGAUUCAAUGGGUAGAGGGAGAGACUGGAACGUAGAUCUUAUACCCAAAUUCCUAAUGGCUUGUGGCCAACUAGUAAAGAUGUUAAUGUUAACUGAAGUUACUCGCUACCUUGAUUUCAAGGUAGUAGAGGGAAGCUUUGUGUACAAAGGAGGAAAAAUCUAUAAAGUUCCAUCCACUGAAGCAGAGGCUUUGGGCUCUAGUUUAAUGGGCUUGUUUGAGAAAAGAAGAUUCAGAAAAUUUUUAGUUUAUGUUGCCAGUUUUGAAGAUGAUGAUCCUAAGACUCAUGAGGGCGUUGACCCCAGGAAGACAACGAUGAGAGAUGUUUACAAGAAAUUUGAUUUGGGUCAAGUUGUCAUCGAUUUUACAGGACACGCACUUGCGCUUUAUAGGACAGAUGAUUACCUGGAUCGGCCAUGUCUUGAAACUAUCAAAAGAAUCAAGCUUUACAGUGAGUCUCUGGCAAGAUAUGGUAAAAGCCCAUACCUGUAUCCUUUAUAUGGCCUUGGAGAGCUUCCACAAGGAUUUGCGAGGUUAAGUGCCAUUUAUGGAGGUACCUACAUGUUAAACAAACCAAUUGAAGAAAUUGUUAUGGAACAGGGAAGAGUGGUUGGAGUAAAAUCAGAAGGAGAGGUAUGGUUCUGUAUUGCUUAAGUAUGUCCUCCUAAACUGGUAUCUGAUAGAGUAAAGAAAAAUUCCCAAAUAAUUGCGUUCUUGUGUAUUUUGGGAAGACCUCUAAAAGAUGUCGCCGAUUUUGAUAGUUGUGUGGUUAUAAUACCAAAGUCUCAGAUUUCAAGAAGAUCCGAUAUCUACAUUUGUAUGAUUUCCUUUGCACAUAAUGUAGCUGCACAGGGGAAAUACAUUGCCAUUGUCAGUACUACAGUGGAAACCAGUGAUCCCGAAAGCGAGAUUAUACCUGCUUUGGAGCUCCUAGAGCCUAUUGAACAAAAGUUUGUUAGUCUCAGUACACUAUAUACUCCUUCUGAUCCAGGAACUGAAAGCCAAAUAUUUAUUUCACGGUCAUAUGAUGCCACUACUCACUUUGAGACUACUUGUGAUGACAUAAAAGAUAUCUACAAGAGAAUGAUGGGUGUAGAAUUUGAUUUUGAAGAAAUGAAACGCAAGAGGACUGAUGUAUUUGGAGAGGAUGAGCAGCAGUAAAGUGAGAAUAAAGCAUUUGGUUAAAACAAGUGUGUAAUUUUGUUCAGAAACCCAUUGAACAUUGUAAGAAACCAAUGUUGCAAAAGCCUGCUUCUUUUAUAAUCACGUCUUUAAAAUAAUCCCAAAGUGUUGCAUUGAUUAAAGAACAGUCUUUUGUUAUGUAUGAAGGUCAAUUGUAAUGGAGUUGUUGUCCAGAAAAAAUGCAGACUUCCAAAUUCUAUUGUUAAUUGAGCAUUUCAGUACUGACAAUGAAAUGUUACAGAAGUAUACUACAGCAGCUUCUGACAUACAGAAAUAUAUUACUUCUGUAUGUCCACUUUCAUGCCAGCAAAUUAGGCUUUUUUAACAAUUAUCUGUACAUUUGUUUGUGUUUAAAUGUACUGAACUGAAACUGAUGCUUAGCUGUCUAACUGUACUAUAAAGUUCCACGGUAUCCAAUUUUGAACACUCUGGAAAAUAAAAACAAAAAUGAUGGUCCAUCAAAGAUGA